CACUUCAAAUUUAGUGUGUAGAGGCAGCUAAAAACAAAGAGUGUGAUAGUAAGAGUAGUAGAAGAGCGGUCUGGUCCAAGUGCUGCAAUAUGCAAGGCAAAGAAAUGGAAGGGUUGUCGUCUUCGUCGGCGAUCGCGCAGAAAACAUGGGAACUCGAGAACAACAUCAUCCCGAUGGACACUCCGGGCGGCGCCGCCAUCUCCUCCACAACCACCACGACAAGCGCCGACGACUCGAUCUUCUACUACGACGAGGCGGGCCAGAACGAGUUCCAGCGCGACAAGCCCUGGGCCAACGACCCCCACUACUUCAAGCGCGUGAAGAUCUCCGCACUCGCGCUCCUCAAGAUGGUCGUCCACGCGCGCUCCGGCGGCACCAUCGAGGUCAUGGGCCUCAUGCAGGGCAAGACCGACGCCGACGCCAUCAUCGUCAUGGACGCCUUCGCCCUCCCCGUCGAAGGCACUGAGACUCGCGUCAAUGCCCAGGCCGAUGCGUACGAGUACAUGGUCGAUUAUUCACAGACAAACAAACAGGCAGGGCGGUUGGAGAAUGUAGUGGGAUGGUAUCACUCUCACCCUGGUUAUGGUUGCUGGCUGUCGGGGAUCGAUGUUUCGACGCAGAUGCUGAAUCAGCAGUUUCAGGAGCCGUUUCUGGCGGUUGUGAUUGACCCGACGAGGACCGUUUCGGCGGGGAAAGUUGAGAUUGGGGCUUUCAGGACUUACCCUGAAGGGUAUAAGCCUCCGGAUGAGCCUGUUUCUGAGUACCAGACCAUUCCUCUUAAUAAGAUUGAGGACUUUGGUGUUCACUGUAAACAGUAUUAUGCAUUGGACAUCACUUACUUUAAGUCGUCUCUUGAUUCACACCUCUUGGACCUGCUGUGGAACAAGUAUUGGGUGAAUACACUGUCGUCUUCUCCUCUGUUGGGUAAUGGAGAUUAUGUUGCUGGACAAAUCUCUGAUUUAGCUGAGAAGCUAGAACAAGCAGAGAAUCAGUUGGCACACUCACGCUUUGGGCCACUAAUAGCACCCACACCUAGAAAGAAAGAGGAGGAAUCUCCACUUGCUAAGAUUACUCGUGACAGUGCAAAAAUAACUGUGGAGCAAGUGCAUGGUCUAAUGUCACAGGUUAUUAAGGACAUUCUGUUUAACUCCGUCCAUCAAGCAAACAGAACUCGCACAGAAGCAUCUGGUCCCGAACCAAUGAUUGAAAGCUGAUUCUGCCUAUAUGCUAGACAUGCAUUUAUAUAUUCUUUCCUUGUUUUUUUUUUGGCUAUGUCCUUAUUAUCGGCCAACUCAUAUACUUCACAGGAAAGUAGAUCUAGCCUUGUAUUUUGCCUUUUUUUUUCCCUCGGGCUGUGCAUAUUCUUUUUUUAUUUCACAAGAUUAUGCGUGCACUGUCAACCAUGCAGUGGAAUUCACCUAACAAACAAAACCUUGGCAAAUACAAAGUUAACAACAAAUACAAUCGUAUGUGUUUUAAUGGCUUUUA
This is a messenger RNA of Glycine soja, 1488 nucleotides long. Its product is annotated as COP9 signalosome complex subunit 5a-like. Gene Ontology annotation, cellular component: COP9 signalosome; cytoplasm. NCBI's taxonomy places the organism in Eukaryota, Viridiplantae, Streptophyta, Magnoliopsida, Fabales, Fabaceae. The transcript has 6 exons. The record is from RefSeq and is a predicted model, not a curated record. Bases 90 to 1214 code for a protein of 374 amino acids. Gene Ontology annotation, biological process: protein deneddylation. Gene Ontology annotation, molecular function: metallopeptidase activity; deNEDDylase activity; protein binding.